AUGCGCGGCUCCCUGACUCUCAUCGCCUCUUUGGCAGCGCUGAGUUCCGUCACUCAGGCCUGGCUACCGAGUCAAGUUUCCAGGACUGUCACAGGCCGCCGCGGCCUCACGGUAGUGGAGCCCUAUUCGCCAGCGAGGAGAUGGAUGCUGAGCAGCAAAAUUCGAGGCGUCAACCUGGGCUGUCUGUUCAUCAUCGAGAAGUGGCUCUGCCCGGAUGAGUGGAACACCAUCGGGUGCUCGGACCAGAACGAUGAGUUCAACUGCGUCGCCAAGUUGGGACAAGAGCAGGCCAACAGCAAGUUUCAGAACCACUGGGGGAGCUGGAUCACGGAGGACGACUUCGACAAGAUGAACAGCCUGAACCUCAAUGCGGUCCGCAUCCCCAUCGGCUUCUGGAUGGACGAGGGCCUGGUCGGCAGCGACGAACACUACCCGCAGGGCGGUGAGAAGUACCUCCUCGACAUUUGUGAAAUGGCAAGCAGCCAUGGCAUGUACAUCAUGCUUGAAAUGCAUGCCGCCCCGGGUGUCCAAACAUCGGAUCAACAGUUCACUGGCCACGUGACUACGGAUGUCGAGUUCUUCAACGACAACAACUACCAGAGAGGCGUCGACUUCCUCACGUACUUGACGAAAUUGGUAGCCAACAACAACCAAACGCGCAACGUGGGCAUGAUAGGCGUCCUGAAUGAGCCGGAGCGAGGCAAUUCCCAUCCAGAUUUGACAAGUGACUUCUAUCCUAAGGCGUACAGCGCGAUUCGCGAGGCCGAAGGCAACCGCUCCGAUAAACUGCACAUCGCCUUCAUGGGCACCAACUGGGGGUCGGGAGACCCCAAGCAGUACCUACCCCCAGGCUACGAAUCCGUCGCCUUCGAAUCCCACCGAUACCAGCGCUGGGAUAGCAGCGUGCAGGUGAAGAAAGCUGCCUACAUCAACGAUGCAUGCACGAACGACCAGACCGCCGAUGGGGAGACGCCGACGCUCGUCACCGAGUGGUGCAUCGAACCGCCCGAUAAUGUCUGGGAUCCUGACGCCAACGAGGAGUUCUACAAGAAGUGGUUCGCCGCGCAGGUCAUCGGCUUCGAGAAGUACGCGGCCGGGUGGAUGUUCUGGAACUGGAAGUCGGACCUCGACGACUGGCGCUGGGACUACAGCAAAGCGGCGGAUGCACUCAUCAUCCCGAGCGAUCUGGACAACAUGACGACGAACUCGGGUGCGUGCUCCACAGGUUCGGGGUCCACCUACGGACACUGGCCGUAA
Molecule: messenger RNA, 1257 nt
Organism: Anthostomella pinea
Lineage: Eukaryota; Fungi; Ascomycota; Sordariomycetes; Xylariales; Xylariaceae
Source: the annotation of a GenBank genome assembly